AUGGCUUCUCCUCACGCCCCCGUUGAUCGGUUUCUCAAGGGCAUCAACACAGCAGAUCUCGAGCUCAUGUUGAGUGCCUUUGCAUCGGAUGCUGAGGUCAUUGACGAUGGAAAGAGUUUCACCGGAGAUGCCAUUACAGCCUUAAAUGCCGUGCCUAGACCCGAAGGGCUCGAUGCGAAGUCCGCAAGCGUCAUGGGGAUUGCCUGGCUGACAGCUUACCGCAUGUUGUUCACCCAGGCAAAAGUCAGAGCCGGCCAAACCGUUCUCGUGCAAGGAUCAUCUGGUGGCGUGACGACAGCACUCAUUCAGAUGGGCUCAGCCGCUGGCUUCCGCGUAUGGACAACGGGGCGGACGAAAGCGAAACGCGAGCUCGCAAGCUCGCUUGGUGCAGAACGUACUUUCGAGCCUUCAGCAAAAUUGCCUUUUCUUGUGGAUGCCGUCUUCGACCCGGCGGGAGCAUCGACAAUUUCCCACUCUCUAUCCUCUGUCAAACCAGGCGGAACGGUCGUGUCGUGCGGGAUUCACUCCGAGGGCGGCUCGUCAGAUGUCACGAUCGACCUGUUACACCUGAUGGCAAACCAGAUCACUUUGACAGGGGUCUAUACGGGCACGCGGGACGAAUUUGUCAACCUGCUGGAUUUUGUGACGGCUGCCGGUAUCAAGCCGUAUAUCGGCAAAGUACUGCCUCUGGAGAGGGCCACCGAGGGACUGAGGGAUAUUUGGGAAGGCAAAACGAAUGGGAAAAUUGUAAUCGAAAUCUGA
Fonsecaea multimorphosa CBS 102226 is the source of this 762-nucleotide messenger RNA. RefSeq lists its product as uncharacterized. Bases 1 to 762 code for a protein of 253 amino acids. The record is from RefSeq and is a predicted model, not a curated record. NCBI's taxonomy places the organism in Eukaryota, Fungi, Ascomycota, Eurotiomycetes, Chaetothyriales, Herpotrichiellaceae. The transcript has 3 exons. Gene Ontology annotation, molecular function: oxidoreductase activity.